Molecule: messenger RNA, 5465 nt
Organism: Macrobrachium nipponense
Lineage: Eukaryota; Metazoa; Arthropoda; Malacostraca; Decapoda; Palaemonidae
Product: STAM-binding protein-like
Exons: 11
Coding region: 184-1542 (452 amino acids)
Biological process (GO): protein K63-linked deubiquitination
Cellular component (GO): endosome; membrane
Molecular function (GO): protein binding; metal-dependent deubiquitinase activity; K63-linked deubiquitinase activity
Source: RefSeq, a predicted model, not a curated record
CCGAAGUAUGCCCUUUUGUGGAAGUUUUUAUGUCUAUGCCAUUUUCUGUGACGGCAUAUUUAGGGUGACCUCACUCACUGUGUCAGGUGUCAGCUGAUCGUUUGUCAACAAAUAGAUGUCAGGUCAAGGGAAGGGGAGGCAGCGCUGCUGACGUGAUUUGCUGGAAGAACCGACAAAACCAGGAUGUCUCACCGAGAUUUUUCUCACUUAGAGCCAGGGGCGCGAAUUAAGCAAUUGUGCACUCAGGGAAAUGAUGUAGUUGUUGACCCCAACAUACCACUUAGAAGGUAUUUUAGAUCGGGGCUGGAAAUGGUUCGCAUGGCAAACGUUUAUGCCGAUGAAGGCUGCUUUGAGAGUGCUUUUAUCUUGUAUAUGAAGUUCAUGACGCUGUUUUUGGAGAAAAUUCGAAGCCAUCCUGAUUUCUCAGGACACUCAUCCAUUGAUAAAACUAAUAAUACAAAAAAACUGAAGGAGAUUUUACCAAAAGCUGAGAAUUUGAAGACUCUGUUAAGAGAAAAAUAUCAGCAAGAAUAUAAUGUUAUUGUGAAAGAGCAGAAACGACUUGAAGAGGAACUAAAAGCCAAACAGUUAGAACAGCAGCGUCAGGCUCAGGAGGAGGAGAGGCGGCGGCAGCAGUUAGAAGAAGAGAACCAGAGGCGAAAAGAAAUAAGGGAUGAAGAGAAGAGAAUAAAAGAUUUGCAGUCCUUCCACCACAAUCAUCCAAAAAAUGCCUGGUCAGAUACCCCUCCUGAUUACAAUUCACUGGGUAGUUUGAUCUAUCCAACCUCUGCACUGACCAUUAGUGAUGGAAGUCCUACAAACAGGCCUAGUGCUCCUUUGGAUGACUUCAGUUCACCCACCACCUCACCCAUAAGUCCAUCAAGCAAUAUUCAAUCUUUACCUUCCAUACCAUCAAGGGAAUUGAAACCUCUGCAUCCCGGCAUUCCAGAAGUGGAUCGAAGUAACAAACCAACAUCAUUAUUAAGCGCCACAGGUGGCAAGAAGAGUGGUGGAUUACGGGAGGUGGUAGUUCCAGUCGAUUUAAUGUCCAACUUUAUGAAUUUAGCACAAGCAAAUACGUUGCGAAAUAUUGAAACCUGUGGUGUCUUAGCUGGCAGACUGGCUCAAAAUAAGUUGGUUUUGACACACCUCUUGGUACCCAAACAAUGUGGUACCUCAGAUUCUUGUACUACGCAGCAAGAGGAGGAGUUGUUUGAUUAUCAAGAUAAAUUAGAUCUUAUAACAAUUGGGUGGAUACAUACUCACCCAACACAAACAGCAUUUUUAUCAAGUGUGGAUUUGCAUACUCACUGCUCUUACCAACUCAUGAUGCCAGAAGCAGUGGCCAUUGUCUGUGCACCGAAGUAUGAUGAAACAGGAUACUUCACUCUCACCCACAACCACGGAUUAGCAUUUAUAGCCAAUUGUCAACAGAGUGGAUUUCAUCCUCACCCAAAAGAACCCCCUCUAUUUCAGAAAGCAGAUCACGUGACGUUGGAUCACAAUCUCCCCAUUAAUGUAAUUGACCUGCGGGACUCUUAAGUGAGUACUACUAUCACUUGUACAGAAAUAUAUAUGGUAUUUCACAGAUUCAUAUUCGUGUUAGUCAACCAUGUUGAAUUGUUAAAUUUUUAUGUUCAAAGUUUUAUGGUUUCAGAUUCUAUGCUCUAUUGGAUAUAAGGUUGCUGAUGAUUUCUUAGGUGUAGUUUGUUUCAAUGAGAUUGAAAAAAUGUUUACACUAUCGUAAGAGUAGAGAACUUAUUGUACAAUAUUUGCUUCAUGAUUUGUGAAGAAUCACAAGGUGUUUUGUGCCUUGGUAUUAUGUUGAUACCUGUUAUAAUGUGAUAAAACCUUAGCAGAUCAAUUUAGAAAAGUGUGGCAUACAGGUAAGCAUUUUUUAUUCAUAUGUAGUUAAAAGAAGGCAUUUCUUUUCCUUAAAAAUUGUAAACAGUACAGUGCCUCUCUAGUUAACAGUAUAGAUAUAUCAAGGGUUUUGUAAGCACUUGUAGUUGCUUUACAUCACUAAUUUUGUUGUAUAAGGAUGAAUGAAAACAAAAUUUACCUCAGUGCUGCAUGUCACAUCAUCUUUGUACGAGUUUCGGUUUAUACAUGUACUAUAUGCUAUCAUCCCUUCUCUACAACAUUGGUUUUAAAAACUUCAUUUUUGAAUUGCUCAAGAAAUUGAUUUCUACCUAGAUGUAAAGUUAGUGAAAUAAGUUUUGAUAUUGCUCAGAAAUGUUCAAGAAAAAUUGGGAGUGGACCAUUCACUGUACCCUGGCAAUUCUUUGUCCAUCAGGUUACAUUGAUACAUAUGGGACUAGCUUUACUUGAUGUGCUUUUAAAAGAAGAAGCUGCAGUUUCAGGUACAUAAACUAUAAAUGCUUUAACAAAUGUGCAGAAAUAUUAUUUCCAUGACUUACGUGAUUUAUAUAAUAUUCUUUAAUAAAUGUAAUAGUUUCUUUCUUUUUCCUUUCUUUGUUGUUUUUCCCUGUACUUUUCAGUAAGUUUGUGAAGUAAAGUAACCCAUAAGUUUUGAAAGUAUAUUACUGGUAAAUAAAAUUCUGUAUUUCAGUGCUUGUACAAAGUGCUGUUACUAUCUUCAUAAUUUUUUUAUAUGUACCUGUAUUUAUACCUGUGUUUAUGUUAUGGAUAUUAUUUAUGUUUGGAUAUACAGAUAAAAAUGAAAGGACAAAAAAGAGUCAAGUUAAUAGUUAAUUCAAGGAAAAAGGUACUUGUAUUAGGUCUGUAUAUUCCCUUUCUUAUGUUAUUCCACUAUGGCUCUGCUCUUUCCAAGAUAUCAUUGACUAGGAUCAAAAUGGCAGACUGAUGGCCAUUAAGGUAUGUUUUUUUGUGAAAAAACUGUCCAGCCAUCCCAGGCAGUAUUUAGAUAAAGUGGAUAACAGUUAGAGGGGGCAUUGACAUGACCAUUUACAGUGUGUACAUAUAUGGUUAUUCAUUCCUCAUAUAUCCCAGUUAAAAGUAACAGUUUCAAAUAAGACAUUAUAGCAUAGAGGAUCAUUUGAUGGUAAUUGGUAUAUAGCUAAUUAUUUCAGUGUUUGCAUAGUUAUGGGAUUUAACCCCUCAGAAAUUUAUUUCAGCUUGUAGAUAAUUACAUUUCUGAUUAUUUAUCUUUUAAGUCAGGGCUUAGUGGAUUUUUUGUGUUAUCAUUUUGCAUUAUAUAUACAAUCUUAACUUUUUAUUAUUAACCAAAAAUAUUGUGAAAAUAUAAAUUUUUUUAUUCAAGUUUGCUAGUUUUUGAUAAAUGGGCUGAGAAUGUCAAAGCUUAUUUCUCUGAUGCUUCACUCGUGCUUCAUACACACAUAUUACAGACUGAAUGGAUGUUGACUGUGUUCUUGUAUGCGUUAUGCGAUUAUUCAUCCAUGGUGUUACGUAGAGGGUGUUCCACUCAUAUUAUCAUGGGCUUUUUAGGAAAACUGCAAAAUCCGUAAGGGUACUAGUCAUUUAAGUACCUUUAUGUUUUAGCUAACAUAGCUGCAAAUGGAAAACCAAUCUUAGGAGGUUUCAUUUUAAAGAAUUAUGAAGAUGUAGAGUUGCCUGGGAAGGACUUACAGUUCUACUUAUGUUAACUGAAGAAAAAUUUGUGUACAAGGAUGUUCAGAGAAAGAAAACUUUUCCGAUGUACUUCAAUUUGUAAAGUGGACCAAUCUCUUUAAGUGUAAGUCAACUGAUUGUCAUUCUUGCUUGAGAGUUUUUAGCGUUCAUGAGUGCAACAUUUUUUUUUUUUCUGGUAAUAUUACAUGCAAAAAGUUUCCUUUUUCCAAUUACGAUUGUAAUAUUCAGUACUGUAUAUGAAAAAUAUUUUGUUGAUGUUGCAAAGGAAGGGCUUUUUUUUCUUUUCCUGCAAUAUUUGGUUAGAUAUGAGUUUAUGGAGAUGGAAAAAAUCAAACUGUCAUGUCAAGUACUUUUUGUAACAUGCUGCUCAAAUAUGCCUUUUCAAGUUUCUAGUGUGUGAGACAGAAUGAAUGCUAUAAGGCUUACAUCAAGUAUGGAGACUGUUAUGGUUUUUGUCAUUUUUUACAGCUGUGUUCCUGCUUUUGCCAUGUUUAUCUACGUUUCAUAACUGCAGCCAUAUUUUUAUCGAUUGUUUGAUCUUCAAGUAUGGGCAGUUAAAAUGUUCUGUCAUGCUCAAAAGUUACAUUUAAUAGUUUUGAUCUAAUACAGUUUAUUGUCAGUUCAAGUUAAAAGUAGAAUGUUUAAAAAAAAUACACAUUAUACUACAUAUGAGAAAGAUGAUAAUAGUUUAAGAGACAUUAUUCAAUAAAACGUUUAUCAUCAGAACACCAUUACUGUGUCAAAAAUGCAUUACAUUAACUAGAAGAAAUGCAAGUUUAUUUUUAAGCAAAUAAUCCUUAUGACAGUGGGCCUAUGUAGCUCUCUAUAAGACUUGCUGUCUAUAUCCAAGUUCCAUUAAGUCAUGUCUGAAAUAGUAUCCCAUUGAAUUGAAAACUAAUAAUACAGGAAAACAGCUGUAAAAUAUGAGAAAAAUGUCAAAGGUGUGAAGUCAGUUAGAAAGCCAUUUACUGAAUAAUUGGUAGAUUUUUCUAUUGGAUUUCUUUGUUGUAUUAUAUACUGAAAGGAUUUCCAGAUAUGUUAUAAUUUUUCAUUCGUUAAUAUGAAGUUGUAUUGUAUUACUCAUGAUGUUAAAAUGUCAUAAAUCUAUAUCAUGUUGCUUCUAUAAUUCAGUGCAAGGAUUAUGAAACUAAACUGCAAAACAGCUUGAGUGAUUUAUGAGUUUAUUAUAUGUAUUGCACUCUUGCAGGGAUUGCCAUUCAGUGUAGUAUACAUGGAAAUGGGAUAUUUUAAAAAUUAAAUUUUUAAAGGAAAUAAGUAAUUCUAUGAUCUGUAUGGAACUCGUUGGGAAUAAUUUAAUGCUUUUCAUAGUAAUAGUUAUCUGAGAACAUAACAUGACAGAAAAUCAAGGACCUUUACAUUGUUACUAAGAACCAAACAAUUUCUUGGCGUAAUUUUUUUUUCAUUUAUGAUGCAUCUUAUAAUAAAGAAUUUUUUUCAGUCUAAUUACUUGUGUAUGACCUUAUCAAUUUGUGAAGUAAUUUCUUGUUGAAAUGAUUUUAUUCAUAUUUUUUGUUUUGUUUUUAUCUCAAAGAGAUUUCAAUUGUGUCACCAUUAUGAUUAUGUACUCCAUAAGGAUGAAGCAAACUCAAGAGCUUUGCCUAAAUCAUUUUAGUGUUUCCUAGUUACACUACCUAGGCAGAUUUGCUUAAUUCGUCAGAAUCUGAAUUAUUUUGGAUGUUAUGUAUUUUUUUUAGGAAUUAAUUAUAUAAUUUUCUUUUGUCCUCCUAAAGAUUAAAUGUAUUCUAGGACCAGAUGUCAGCUGUUUGAAAUGUUAUUGACUGAUUGUAGGCUUCUGUGUUCUCUUGAUUUAGUUUUAUGAUGUAUAAUUUUUUGCUUUUUCUGAACAGAAUUUUACAUUCACAAGUCAUCAA